Molecule: messenger RNA, 1515 nt
Organism: Closterium sp. Yama58-4
Lineage: Eukaryota; Viridiplantae; Streptophyta; Zygnematophyceae; Desmidiales; Closteriaceae
Source: the annotation of a GenBank genome assembly
AUGGGUAGGGUGGAUGCGUCGUUCGGCGGCACAACAGGGACCGGAUACGGCGGAGACAGGCACGGAGACAGACCAGCUGAAGUGGAAGCUUCCUCCAUUUACGGAGCUUCUUAUGCAGAAGCAGUUGUGACGGAUGCAGUAGGAGGGGGAGGAGGGGGAGGGGGAGUAGCAGGGUCCGCGGAUUCUGUGUCGUCGUUCGGCUCAACGCCUCUCGCUUCCGCGCUCUCGCCCAUGGGCGGAAACCCGGGCGCCACUCCGCUCCCCCGGCGGAGCACCGGGCGGGCGGGGGACGAGAGGGACGACGCGGAGAAGGGGAGAGAUUGGGGGAAGGGGGAGUCCGAUGGGGAAGGCGGAGGAGAGGCCCGACUCCCCGGAUCCGCGGGCGCAGCGCAGGGCUGGUUCGCGCGGAUGUCCUCAGGGGGUGGCGGAAGCGGAGUCGGCGGGGCUGUCAGCGGGCAGAAGCGCAACCCCGCGCUGUCAGUGGCGGCGAUGGGUAUUCGGCCGGGGACCCUUCUGCUGUGCUUUGUCGUGGGGCUGACCGCGGGGUUGCUGUGGCUAGACGGCGCGCAUAAGGGCGUGUGGCCUCUGCUCUCCGACCUGCACCCCGCGCAGUGCUCCGCGUACCACCGCGUGGACGCGCGCACGGGGGAAGAAACCGGCGGCGGCGUGCGCCCGCUGCUGAUCAUCGUCACCCCAACCUACGUCCGGCCGUUCCAAGCCAUGUACCUGCACCGCCUCGCGAACCUCCUCGCGCAAGUCCCGCCGCCCGUCCUCUGGCUGGUCGUGGAGAUCUUCCCGCAAUCCGCGGAGACGGCGGCGCUGCUGCGCGGGACGGGGCUGGUGUACCGGCACCUGGUGGCGCACAAGAACAUGACGGAUAUUAAGGACCGCGGCGUGCACCAGCGCAACGCGGCGAUGGAGCACGUGGAGAAGCACCGCCUGGACGGCAUCAUGUACUUCGCGGACGAUGAUAACAUCUACUCGCUGGAGCUGUUUGAAGAGAUGCGUGCCAUCAAGCGCUUUGGCACAUGGCCAGUGGCAAUGCUGCAGCAGGGCAAGUCAAGGGCAACACUGGAGGGGCCAGUGUGCGAGGGCGGCAGGGUGAUUGGCUGGCACACCAACGAGAAGAGUCGGCGAGUGAGGCGCUUCCACGUGGACAUGUGUGGAUUCGCGUUCAACUCCACCAUUCUCUGGAACCCGUCGUUGUGGCGCCGCCCGACAGACCAGCCAAUCAGACAGCUGGAUUCUGUGAAGGAGGGAUUCCAGGAGACCACGUUUAUAGAGCAGCUGGUGGCAGAUGAGUCACAGAUGGAGGCGCUAGCAGACGACUGCUCCCGGGUGCUUGUGUGGCACGUGCAUCUGGAAGCGCCCCGCAUCUCCCCCUUUCCCCACUGGAGCGCCCCCCUCGUUCUCCCACCCAUACUCUCUGCCCGGGUUCCUCCUGCUGUUGUUGCCGCUGGUGGGAAUGUUGCUGGUGGUUCUGGAGAUGGUGGCACAGCUGGUUUGUCCGAGUAA